AUGGUAGACAUAUUCUCCCAGUCCCCAGGCUUGAUUGUUGUUGUGAUUAAGAGCCAGGCGUUGUCCCCCCCCCUCCUCCAGCGAUCCAGGGCAGCGCUGCAGCGGUACCUGUUCUACUGCAACCGCUACAUGAACCACAUGCAGUCGCUGCGCUUCGAGCACAAGCUGUACGCCGGGGUCAAGCAGAAGAUGGAGGAGAUGCAGCAGCACAACAUGUCCUGGAUCGAGGUGCAGUUCCUGAAGAAGGCCGUGGACGUGCUGUGUCAGUGUCGCUCCACACUCAUGUUCACCUACGUCUUCGCCUUCUACCUCAAGAAGAACAACCAGUCCAUCAUCUUUGAGAACAACCAGUCCAUCAUCUUUGAGAACAAUCAGGCUGACUUGGAGAAUGCCACGGAGGUUCUGUCUGGAUAUCUGGAGCGGGACAUCUCCCAGGACUCUCUGCAGGACAUCAAACAGAAAGUACAGGACAAGUACAGAUACUGUGAGAGUCGGCGGCGGGUUCUGCUGCAGCAUGUGCAUGAGGGCUAUGAGAAGGAUCUGUGGGAGUACAUAGAAGAUUGAGGAUGGACUCUUUACUAAAACCCCUUCUACAGACUAGAGCACUGAUGCAAUGCCACGGGGCAACACUGGUUUUCAGCUAUUGUUGCUGAUCUUCCCAAUAUUGCGUUUUUUGUUUUUUUUUCUUGGGUUUUGUUUAAUGGAAAAGUUUAUAAAUUAUAUCAAAAUAAAAAAAGAGGUAGAAUAUUUCAAACAUUAAUCGUACAACAGUAUUGUUUGUAGCAGAUUUGAUUGUGAGGACAAAAAAAAAAAAAGAACUCCCCACUUCUCUCAAUUGGUCACUAUUGUAACAUCACUCCCUUUCCCCAACUACUCUGUUCAGUUUUCCAGUGAGAUGUAUUUUAUUUGUUUCAUUUUAAGUACCCUUGUUUGGGACAUGGGGUUUGUGUUCAACACAGUCCAACUGUUCAAGCCAUGUUCAUUGAGUGUGGUUAGAUCCCAUGUAGGGUUGUUGAAUGUUGAUUUGCUGAUUGUAAGGUGUCAAACCAUAUGGGUUGGCAGACAAAAAGCAAAGGGAGUGCAAAAAAAAAAAGAAGGAAACAUGUUUUUCAAUUUGUAAAUAACGCAUAUGCAUGGAACAGCAAGUGUGGCAUUUUUUUUUUUUUUAAUUUUUAGAAAAAUAUUUAUUCUUUUUCAAAUAUUCAAUAUAGUUGCUGUGUAGAAGACAAGUUCCCUCCUGCUUUAAAAAAUAAAAAAGAAGAGGUGUUUGUGAGGGUUUGGAAGCUGUGUAGCUUCUUCACCCAGGAGAACAAGGAAAGAAACAGUUUGAACGAACGAUAGAACUCUGACUGGGUUGUAGUAGCUUUAAAGCAAAUCUGACUAAACAAAAUCCACUAAAGGAUAGCAUUAGUAGGUGAGAGAAUGAGACUAAAGAACAAACCAUAUUUUUUAACAGCAAGCCAGACUGUAGUUCAGGUAAUACAUUGAUUAUUCAUAGUUGGAAUUGACCUCGCAACUUUCAGAGGUUAUCAGCUAAUUGCACCUGAGGGGUUUUGAGAAAUGAAUAGAGAAUGACUUGGAAAGGAGUCCGGCUGUGUCUUAAAUAGUACCCUAUUCUCUAUAAAGUGCACUUAUUUUGACCAGAGCCCUAUCUAUGGGAGCCCCAUCUAUGGGAGCCCUAUCUAUGGGAGCCCUAUGGGCCCUGGUCAAAAGUAGUGCAUUAUGUAGGGAAUAGGGUGCCAUUUGGGAUGCAAGCCAUGUCCUGUUUGU
Coregonus clupeaformis (lake whitefish) is the source of this 1770-nucleotide messenger RNA. RefSeq names its product E3 ubiquitin-protein ligase arih1l-like. NCBI's taxonomy places the organism in Eukaryota, Metazoa, Chordata, Actinopteri, Salmoniformes, Salmonidae. The transcript has 4 exons. The record is from RefSeq and is a predicted model, not a curated record. Bases 1 to 564 code for a protein of 187 amino acids.